UGAGGCGGAAGCAGUUUGUUCUCAUUUGAAACAAUUUUGUUGUGGUCCUCCUCUUCCUCGCUAAAACCAGGCUGGGUGCUGCCCAUCUGUUUCUUUUUUCCUGGUAGUCAGAUUUUUGUGCAGCUACAGAAAAUGAAGAAGUUUUUCGAUGACUUUAAGAAAGACAUCAAAUUUAAAUCCGCGGGACCCGGGAAGAAACUAACGGAAGACACCAGUGCCAAGCCUGAGGUGGUGCAGGGCAGAUCCAGUGUCAAGCACGAUCGCCAUGCCCCCAGUGAAGGAGCCCAGAGGGCUGGAGCUGCAGCCUUGGCCAGGAUUGAACAGCAUCAGAAGCCGAAGGUUCACACCUCCCAGGACGCCAUCAGGACCCAGGUAAAAAGAGAACUUGAGGCCGAGGCAGCUGCACUUGCUGAAAAAGAAAAGGCAGCUGCAGCAGAGGGCUCCAAAGUGCCAGUGAAAGAUCCCACCCUUCUCUCGGUAUCGGGCGUCUAUUUCAUCUGUCCACUAACUGGAGCCACAUUAACCAAGAGCGAGAGGGAAGUACACAUUAAAGGGGCCAUUUUAAUGCGGUUUGAGGAAGAUGCAGUCGAGGCGUCUGUUAUGAUGAUGCACACAUUUAACAAAGACAGAGAGAAAGUGAAGGCUGCUGUGGACAUCAUAAGCAAAUAUGUUGAAAAUAUAUGCAAGAACCCCACAGAAGAGAAAUACAGGAAAAUUAAACUCAGCAACAAAGUGUUCCAGGAGAAAGUAAAGUCUGUGGAGGGCAGCAGGGAGUUCCUGCAGGCUCUGGGCUUUACAAGUGUGAUGCUUCCCAUAGAGGGCCAAGAGGAGGAAGAGGAGUUCCUGGUUUUGCCAGAGCAGAGCCCCGAUGCGCUGGAGCUGAUGAAGGAGAGGAGGGAUCGUCUUCAGAGAGGCGAGCCGGUCAGAGCGCAGCUGGACAGGCAGCCUCAAGCUUUCAGGCAGUCUCCUAACGCUCAACGCUUUGAGCUGCCGCCAGAGUUCUACAACCUGACGGCGGAGGAGCUCAAAAGGGAGCAACAGCAGAGGAGUGAGUUAGUAGAGAAGAGUGCCAUGCUGCGCACUAAAGCCAUGAGGGAGAAAGAGGAACAAAGGGAGAGGAGGAAAUACAACUACACCCUGCUCAGGGUGAGACUACCUGAUGGAAACCUGCUACAAGGAACAUUUUAUGCCUGGGACCGGAUGCCUGUGCUAUUUUCAUUCAUGCGGGAGUCUCUGGUGGACGGUUGGCAGCCCUUUGAACUGAUUGCUCCUGGAGGUCAAAAACUACAAGAAUCUGAAGACAUUGCUCUCGCAGAGUGCAACUUGGUCCCUGCUGCGCUGCUCACGUUUGCCUGGGAUGCAGCUGUACAGGCUGAUAUUGCAGCUGCAGGUGGAAAGAGCCCCACUCUCCUCAAACCGGAACUGCUGGAAAACAUUCGGAGCCUGAGCUGAGCACGAGUACUCUCCCCCGAACCCUCCCCUCUACCUUCCUCUUUCCUCUCACACUACUGGGGUGAAUUCGGCCCUUUACUAGUGACACAUUUAUUUUUGCAAACUCUAACCUAAGUCGGUAGCAGUGAUAGAUUAGGGGCAAUGUUACCCUAAUAUAUUUGUUGGGCUGAGCAUAAUUUCCCCAUGGGGAUGAGGUCACAACACAGCCUGCUUCAGCAGGACAUGUUGAAGGAAGCACUGCUGACAGAUGGAAGGAGAAAGCAAGAGCACAUGCUUGUUUUGGGGGGUUUUGCAUCCUGAUUGUACAUGCUGUGUAGUAAACAGACUCUGCAGCUGCAGUCUUUCCUGUUCAACCCAAGUCAGUCAGGUAGAGUUUUCAAAGCAUGUUGAGACCCUGUUUUAACUGUGUCACCACUCCCUCCCCUUUAGAAAAAAAUAAAUGGCAAAGACCGUUCAAGA
Messenger RNA from Haplochromis burtoni (Burton's mouthbrooder), 1911 nucleotides. RefSeq names its product UBX domain protein 6 (gene ubxn6). Gene Ontology annotation, cellular component: cytoplasm. The record is from RefSeq and is a predicted model, not a curated record. Gene Ontology annotation, molecular function: protein binding. Lineage: Eukaryota; Metazoa; Chordata; Actinopteri; Cichliformes; Cichlidae. The coding region runs from base 133 to 1452 and encodes 439 amino acids. The transcript has 11 exons.